Molecule: messenger RNA, 2243 nt
Organism: Ilex paraguariensis (yerba mate)
Lineage: Eukaryota; Viridiplantae; Streptophyta; Magnoliopsida; Aquifoliales; Aquifoliaceae
Source: the annotation of a GenBank genome assembly
CUCUGGUAUCGUUCUUUGUAUCCGAAAUAUUCCUAUUUUCAAAAGUGUUUGUAGGACCUGCGGCGAUGGGGAAUUGCUGCGCCGACUUGGCCGUCGGACAGUCGGCGGUCGGCGGAACCGGUUAUUCUCAAGCUAAUCCAUCCAACGCUCCUAAUGACGCUGUCGAUGCCUUCCUCAAAUCUCGCGGCUAUCAAGGUCUCUUCUCCCAGAUCGAAUUGUCAUUAUCUGCUUCGAACUUGCGUGAUCGGGAUGUGCUCUCCAAGAGUGAUCCUAUGGCAGUCAUUUAUACAAAAGGAAGGGAUGGUUCACUUCAAGAGCUGGGACGUACUGAAAUAGUGUUAAAUUCAUUGAAUCCCAAGUGGAUCAGACACCAUACUAUUACUUAUAAUUUUGAGACGGUACAGAAUUUGGUAUUUCGUAUAUAUGAUGUUGACACUCAGUUUCACGAUCAAGAAGUGAAGAUGCUUAAGUUGGAGGAGCAGCAAUUUCUUGGUGAGGCAAGUUGUGCAUUGUCCGAGAUUGUCACUAAAACAAACAGGUCAUUAACCUUGGAUCUUGGACGUAGAGACGAUUCUACUGGUUUAAACCGUCCCCAACAUUUGGGUCACCUCACUGUUUGUGCUGAAGAAAGUUUUACAUCAAAGACUAUGACAGAGCUGAUAUUGAGAUGUACAAAUUUGGAAUCUAAGGAUCUGUUCUCAAAAAGUGACCCCUUUCUGAUAUUAUCAAAAACUAUGGAGGGCGGGAUAGUUAUUCCAAUUUGCAAAACAGAGGUUUUGAAAAAUGAUCACAGUCCAACAUGGAAACCUGUAUUUUUGAGUAUUCAACAGGUUGGAAGCAAGGACAGUCCAUUAAUUAUAGAGUGCUUUAACUUCAAUAGCAAUGGAAAACAUGAUUUAAUUGGAAAAGUUCAGAAAUCACUGGCAGACAUAGAAAAGCUACAUUCCACUGGGUUGGGAGAGUAUCUACAUAUACCCACAGUUGUUGGGCAAACUCAUCAGAACAAGGUCUUAAAGAGUCAGCUAUUUGUGGACAAGUUUUCUGAGAACAUCCAGCACACGUUCCUGGAUUACUUGACUGGUGGAUAUGAACUGAACUUCAUGGUGGCGAUUGAUUUUACUGCUUCAAAUGGGAAUCCUCGCCUACCUGAUUCAUUGCAUUAUAUUGACCCUUCGGGAAGGCCGAACGCAUACCAGCGAGCAAUUUUAGAGGUUGGAGAGGUAUUGCAAUUUUAUGACUCAGAUAAGCACUUCCCUGCUUGGGGAUUUGGAGCACGGCCAAUUGAUGGUCCAGUCUCACACUGUUUUAAUUUAAAUGGAAGCAGUAAUAACUUUGAGGUUGAAGGAAUCCCAGGAAUUAUGAUGGCAUACGCAAGUGCUCUUUUUAAUGUUUCAUUGGCUGGACCAACCCUUUUUGGACCUGUGAUUAGCACUGCUGCUCUGAUAGCCAGCCAGUCUGUUGCAAACGAUCAACGGAAGUACUUCGUUUUGUUAAUAAUCACGGAUGGUGUGAUAACAGAUCUCCAAGAAACAAAAGAUGCCCUUGUGAAGGCAUCAGACCUGCCAUUGUCCAUCCUUAUUGUUGGAGUUGGAGGAGCUGACUUUAAAGAGAUGGAGAUUCUAGAUGCAGACAAAGGAGAAAGACUUGAAAGUUCAAGUGGGCGUGUUGCAUCGCGUGAUAUAGUCCAAUUUGUUCCAUUCCGGGAUGUACAGAGUGGAGAAAUCUCUGUUGUACAAUCGCUUCUUGCCGAAUUGCCUUCCCAAUUUUUAGCAUACAUGAGAACAAGAAAUAUUAAACCAAGCACUUAAACUUGCAGAAACUGUACAUUAGAAUAAUAGUUCUAUGUUUUUGAUUAUCAUGCAUAUUGAAUUAGGCCAUUUUGGAGAGCCCCAUGGUGCCAAUAUCACCUUUGUUUUUUCUGUUUGCAUUGACGCCUCUUUCGUCCUACAUGGAAGGGUAGGUUUAUGUACAGAUACAGCAAAUAGGGCCUGGCAAAUGGAUUGUGCUAUGUUUGUUUGUGGUUUGUGGAGUAUCAAAAUUUGUUUAACAUGAAAGAUGUAUCGAUAGUUGUGUAUAGUCGGGUUUGUAAUCUCUGUAAUUAGGGUUGUGUCGGCAAUUUAUUACAUGGGUUAGGAGGUUAAUCUGAUUACGAUCUGAACCAUUAAGGUUGUAUGCUUAUCCAAUAAUUUUAUGUUGAUUUUGUAUAAGGUCGAUAGCUCUUCGUAAUAAUUAUUAGGUCUAAU